Molecule: messenger RNA, 10009 nt
Organism: Octopus bimaculoides (California two-spot octopus)
Lineage: Eukaryota; Metazoa; Mollusca; Cephalopoda; Octopoda; Octopodidae
Source: RefSeq, a predicted model, not a curated record
CUGCUAGUAUUUGUCAGUUAGAGACCCGCUGACUUAAAUUACUUGGAGCUAAAAGUCUUGUUUAAGAUUCAAUUCUUAAAAAGUUCCCUUAAAUUGAAGGGAAGUCACUCUUCAUAUUUUUCCUGUGUGUAACCACUAGAGGCGCCACUUUACAAAUAUUUAUCAUUGCUCAUGCACGCACAUGUAUACACGCAAAUGAAUUAGUGGGUUGGAUAGAAUAUCCUAAAUGUCUUAAUUCAACGGUGUGGUGAUGAAUAUAUCGAUUUGGUUGUUUAGCUUUUUACAGUGUUGAAUGAAGAGACAGAAGACAUUGUUCCGAUAAGGUAAUUACUGUCAUAUUGUCAAUAUAAACAGUUUGGUUUGAUUACAGUAGUUAUUUUACUGUUAGUGAUAUUUUGCUUAAAUCAUGGACCGGCGAUCUUUGGGGCGGAAUCCUUCGUUAUUGGUACAUGACGUCAUUCACCCACACAACCCUCUCUCAUGAUAUAAAGAGGCUAGGCUGAAAAAGAGAGUGGAUGAUGCCGUUUCCUCAUAUCGACAGAGUAGACUAAUAUCGAAGGAGCGCCAGAAAAUAUGGAAAACGGCGAUCUUUCGAUACGAGUCCGAAAUAUCGGCCUUUUCCGUAAAAAGUUUCUUCGGACUCGUAUCGAAAGAUCACCUGGAAAACAUCUAGUUUUCAGAAAGUUAUGAGGAAACAAAUCGAAGGGUAUAAAUUAUCCGAAACUCCUGUCCACCCGUUCGAAAAACCUUUUCCACAACAAAUUCUGGUAUAACCCGAAUCUAUACCAUCUAAAAUGUAUCACUGGAAAAUAUUGAAAAAUAUGCAUUUUCCAGAUAGUUAUCAGAAAACAUUAUGCCGAAGAGGGGAUGGUUCACAUUCUACCAGCACGAACACUUGGAGGGUGGAUUUUAGCUAUUAUGAAAGUGUUCACGAAUCUUAUUCGUCUAUAUGAAAACAAUAUAUUUAUUUAAAUAUAUGCAUUUUUCAUGCUACAUAAUAAUAUUCAAUUUUCUGAAAGUUAUGACCUUCCAAAUUCUGGUUAUACUUUAAUGUUGGACAGUUUUGCACUAGAGGACUUUGUAAUUUUCCCAAUGUUGGUGAAAAUUAUCAGAAUGUGAUAUUUAUCAGUAUAAAUGACAACAAUAUAACAAUGUUGUUUACUAAUCAAAUUAUUAAAAUAAGAGUAACCACAAUUACACUUUGAAAGAACACAACAUAUUACAAUUAAGCUACCCACAAAAUAUUAUAAUUAAGUCAUCCAAAACUGUCUUUUAUUUGUCUUUUGCUUUCUGUUGAAAAUAUGUUCAUAUUUCAACAAUAAUACACUGUAAUUUUCUGAAAGUGUGUCAGAUUUCACAAAAUGGUUCAAACACCAGAAAAACUAUACAAGUGUGAAGUUUAUGUGAAAACAGUUUCUCAAAAGAAUCUUCUGCCUGCAGAUGAAUGUGUUAAGAUCAAGGGAACGUAUUACUAUUGUGAGUUUUGUAGGAAAGUUCUUUCUACUGAUGAAGAAUUAAAUGUUCAUAAACUCAUUCAUUCAGGAGAAAGACCUUACCCAUGUGAAGAUUGUGGGCAAGCAUUUGCUCAGAGUAGUGAGUUAUCAUCUCAUAAGCAGGAUGUUCAUGUGAAAAACAAACGCAAACACUGUGAAAUAUGUGGAAAAUCAUUUUCCAAAAAUAGUCAUCUCUCGAGUCAUAUACGUACUGUUCAUCUGGGAGAAAAGCCCUACCACUGUAAAAUUUGUGGGAAAUCCUUUACAACAGCAUUUGGCUUGUCAAGCCAUCAAAUUCUCCAUACAGGAGAUAAACCUUAUAUUUGUGAAAUUUGUGGUUCUGCAUUUUCAUUUUACAGUAACUUGGCAGGACAUAAACGUAUUCAUACUGGUGAGAAACGACAUCGCUGUGAAAUUUGUGGGAAAAAAUUUUCUAGGAACUGUGACCUUUCAGUGCAUAAAUGUAUUCAUACAGAUGAAAAACCAUUUUGCUGUAAUAUCUGUGGGAAAGUAUUUUCUAGAAAUAGUUCAUUAAAAGUUCACAAAUACACUCAUACUGGUGAAAAACCAUAUAAAUGUGAUAUUUGUGGAAAAGCAUUUCCUAGAAAUCAAGACCUUUCAGUUCAUAAAUAUGCACAUACUGGUAAAAAACCACAUCAUUGUAAUAUUUGUGGGGAGGCAUUUUCUAGAAAGAGUUCAUUAAAAGUUCAUACAUAUACUCACACAGGUGAAAAACCAUACAAAUGUGAUAUUUGUGAAAAAGCAUUUCCAAGAAACCAUGAUCUUUCAGUUCAUAGAUAUAGCCAUACUAAUGAAAAACCAUACCAUUGUAGUAUUUGUAGAAAAGGAUUUUCUAGAAGUGAUUCUUUAAAACGACAUAGAUACACUCAUACUGGUGAAAAACCAUAUAAAUGUGAUAUUUGUGGGAAAGCGUUUUCUAGAAAUUGUGAUCUUUCAGUUCAUAAAUAUAUGCAUACUGGUGAAAAUCCAUAUCAUUGUAGCAUUUGUGGAGAAGUAUUUUCUAGUAAUAGUUCGUUAAAAGUUCAUAAAUAUACUCAUUCUGAAGAGAAACCAUACAAAUGUGAGAUUUGUGGAAAAGCAUUUCCCAGAAAUUAUGACCUUUCAGUUCAUAAAUAUAGCCAUACCGGUGAAAAGCCAUACAAUUGUGAUAUUUGUGGGAAAUCAUUUUCAAGAAAUGAUUCUUUAAAACGUCAUAAAUUUUCACAUACUGGAGAAAAACCAUACAAAUGUGACACUUGUGACAGAGCAUUUUCUAGAAACUGUGACCUUUCAGUUCAUAAAUACAGUCAUAUUGGUGGAAACCUACAAACAUGACACUUGUGGAAUAACAUAUUUAAUAUUUCAUUAACAAGGCAUUGGAUUCACACUGAAAAAACAAUUGAAUCUCUGAGUCAUUUGUAGAGGAAUUUUUACUUAAUGGAAACGUUAGCAUGCCAGUAUUUCGUCUGCCGUUACGUUCUGAGUUCAAAUUCCGCCAAGGUCAACUUUGCCUUUCAUCCUUUCGGGCUCAAUAAAUUAAGUACCAGUUACGCACUGGGGUCGAUGUAAUCGACUUAAUUCGUUUGUCUGUCCUCUCUAUGUUUAGCCCGUUGUGGGUAAUAAAGAAAUAGGAAACUUAUUCCAGUAUAAUUGAGGUGGAAUAUUUAUAUAUUAAACUUUUAUUUUUAUUGAAAUAAACUUUCUUAUGUACUUACUAUGUAAAAUAUAGUUUUUUUUUUAUUUUAUUUUACCCUCUGCUGAACUCAACAAAUUUUCAUCUUAUCAGAUCAAUAUAUCUGAGAAACCACUUCUAUAAUACACCUCACAUAUUUGAACUUACUGUCUCAUUGUUAUUAGUAUUUUUACUUUAAAAAUAUUCUAAUUGUAUAUCAGACAUGUUUCUUUUACUCUAUUUCAAUUAAAAGAUAAUUUUACUUGAGUAAAAGCUGUCUUACUGCCCUUGUCUUUGAUCAUGUCUACAUUGACAAAGUAGUCUUGUAACAUGUUACCUGUUAAAAUGAUCUGUUGCAGGCCUCUCCUUGCUCCAUAUCCAAUAAACUCUAUUGUGUGAUUCAGCUUAAUUCUCAGCACCCACCCCUUUUGUAUAUUUAUAACCUCACUGACACUUCGAACUAUACACUUUUCUUUAUCCCACUUGUACACCUUAAUAAUCUUUAGUGCACAAGUGUCAUUUACAUAUAAUGUAAACACUUCACAUGAAACAUACUCUACUUCCAUGAACAUAAAUCCUGAAAACAACUUCAAAUGAGUGCAUCACAAGGCAGUUCUUAUUUGACUGAAUAGAACAGAAAUACAAUCACAACACAGUAUUGUGUCUAAUCACUUGUAGUGAGCUGCAGAUAUAGCUGUGUCAUUCCCAACUGGUUUUGACUUCAGUCCCAUUGCACGUCACUCAAGAAGUUUGCUUGACAACUAUGAGAUGUCAGUUUCAGUCUCACUGCAUUGCACUCUGCGUUAGUGUCUCCUAUCAUAAUCUUGGAUUGACUGAAACGUUGUCAAUGAAAUUUGAGGGAGAAACUGUGAAAGUCCAGUAAAAUGACUAUAACUACCCUUGGAUGAUCAUGAAUUUAUUGCUGUUUAGCAUUAUCACCUAGCUUUUCUGCACCUGCAGCAGAGUACACUCUUUUGCAAGCAUUUGGGCCUAGAGUCCGUUGGUCAGAUUAACUGGAACCCUCGAUGUCGUAAGUGACGGAGUGCCAACAACAACAAUAUAUAUAUAUAUAAACAAAUAGUAAAUGAGUAUAUGCAUAUAUACGUACAGGUGUUUGUGUCAGCUGUGAGUGCUUUAAGCGUCUUCUGUGUGUGUGUGUGAUUUUUUUAUGUUGUUGAUAAUGAUGUCUAAGUUACACUUUAUGUUGCAAAUACACCAUUUCGAGCGUGGCCGUUGAUCGUUACCAACAUCGCCUCCCUGGCACUUGUGCCAGUGGCACGUGAAAAGACAUUCGAGCGAGAUCGUUGCCAGUGCCGAUGGACUGGCUCCUGUUCAGGUGGCACGUAAAAUAUACCAUUUCGAGCGUAACCGUCGCCAGUACCGCCUGACUGGCCCUCGUGCCAGUGGUAUGUAAAAGCACCCACUACACUCUCUGAGUGGUUGGCGUUAGGAAAGGCAUCCAGCUGUAGAAACUCUGCAAAAUCAGAUUGGAGCCUGGUGUCGCCUCCUGGUCCACCAGUCCUCAGUCAAAUCGUCCAACCCAUGCUAGCAUGGAAAGCGGACGUUAAACAGUGAUGAUGAUGAUGAUUAAAGAAGGGAGAUGGUGGGUUUGGUAAAUGCUGCAAAUAGUUGAUCAGCAUGUUUUCAAUGUAACUGUAUUUUUCAGACAUUCUUGUAUAUAGUAUAUGUUUACAUGAAUAAAAGAUAUUGUGAAGAAGGCAGAGAAACUUGGCCAUAAAUUCAACAAUUUUAAUUUUAAAAAAAGUCCAAGCACAAAGGGAAGUCACUCUUCAUUUAUAUUUUCUCAGAUGUAACUACUAGGGGCGCCACCUUAUCCAUGAUAAAUAUACUUCAACAGAAAUGCAUACACACACAUGUCGAUAUAAUUCACAUUUCAUUGGGAGGCUGAAUUAAACAUGCUAAAUGUAUAACGUAUAGCUGGUGAAAUGAUGUAUGUUUUCUCAACUCGAAAGUUUCGCUGUACAGCUGAAAGGAGAAGAUAAGACGGUGUUCUGAUUCUGAAUUUCUGAUGUUCAAAACAUAACUUGAAGGCUGUUAAAAUGUAAAAGCAUAGAAAGAGAGGGGUUAAAAAAAAAUCAUGCAGGAUUGCUUUACCAGAGCAUCAUUUAAUCAACCAGCAGUAAGAUGAAAAGCAAUGCACUGAUGACUCUACCAAUCCAAAGCCAGUCAAGUUAUACAUAAUUCAUUGAUGACCAAAUAGAAUGCUUGACUGCUGGCACAGUUUCAGUUCCCACCUCAUAAUUUUACUUUUUACACUUUAUUUUACAUUCACCUUCAGUAGAUACACAGAAGUUUCAAUAUUUCUUUGAAAAUAAUUGUAAGAUAAACAAAUACCAGAUAAAUUUUACAUUGUGAAGGGAAAAGAGUUUUUCAAAAGAAUAUUUUGUUUACAUAGAAAUGUAUUGUGAUGGAAGAAACAUAUUACUAUUGUGAAUGUUGUUGUGAAAUUCUUCCUAACAGUGAAGCAUUAAAUGCUCAUGAGCUCAUUCAUGCAGAAAAAAGACCAUACCAAUGUGAAGAUUGUGGGGAAGCAUUUGCACAGAGUAAUGAAUUGUUAUCUCAUAAAUGUACUUCUGAUGCAGGAGACAAAUGUAUGCAGUGUGAAAUUUGUGGUGAAUCAUUUUCUCGUGACUGUGAUCUUUCAGUUCAUAAAUGCAUUUAUACUGAUGGGAAACUGUUCAGUUGUAACAUUUGUAGUAAAAUAUUUUCUAGGAAGAGUUUAUUAAAAUCUCAUACAUAUACUCAUAUGGGCAAAAAACCUUACAAAUGUGACAUUUGUGGGAAGGCUUUUCCAAGAAACAGUGACCUUUCAGUUCAUAAAUAUAGUCAUACUGGCAAAAAACCAUACCAUUGUAGAAUUUGUGGAAAAGCAUUCUGUAGAAAUGAUUCUUUAAAACGUCAUAAAUACACUCACACUGGUGAGAAACCAUACAAAUGUGAUAUUUCUGGGAAAGCAUUUUCCAGAAACCAUGAUCUUUCAGUUCAUAACUAUAGUCAUACCAGUGAAAAAUCAUACCAUUGUGAUAUAUGUGGAAGAGCAUUUAUAAUGAAUAGUUCAUUAAAAGUUCACAAAUACACUCAUACUGGUGAAAAACCAUAUAAAUGUAAUAUUUGUGGAAAAGCAUUUCUUAGAAACAGUGAACUUUCAAUUCAUAAAUAUAGUCAUACUGGCAAAAAACCAUACCAUUGUAGAAUUUGUGGAAAAGCAUUUUGUAGAAAUGAUUCUUUAAAACGUCAUAAAUACACUCAUACUGGUGAGAAACCAUACAAGUGUGAUAUUUGUGGAAAAGCAUUUUCUAGAAACCAUGAUUUUUCAGUUCAUAACCAUAGUCAUACCAGUGAAAAAUCAUACCAUUGUGAUAUAUGUGGAGGAGCAUUUACAACGAACAGUUCAUUAAAAGUUCAUAGGCAUAUUCAUACUGGUGAAAAACCAUAUAAAUGUGAUAUUUGUGAGAAAGCAUUUCUUAGAAACAGUGAACUUUCAAUUCAUAAAUAUAGUCAUACUGGUGAAAAACCAUUCAAAUGUGACAUUUGUGGAAAAGCAUUUUGUAGAAGUAAUUCUUUAAAACGCCAUAAAUUUACUCAUACUGGUGAAAAACCGUAUAAAUGUGACAUUUGUGAUAAAGUUUUUUCUAGAAACCAUGACCUUUCUGUUCACAUAUACAGUCACACUGAGGAAAGGCCUUAUAAGUGUGACAUUUGUGGAAAAGAAUUUUCUAGAAACUGUGACCUUUCUGUUCAUAAAUAUAGUCACACUGGUGAAAAACCGUACAAAUGUGAUAUUUGUGAGAAAGCAUAUUCUAGAAAUAUUUCAUUAAGAAGACAUAAGAAGAUUCACUGAGGGAAAACAACCAAAUCUGAGCAGCAAUUUCAUUGACAUAUGUUUGAUUUUUAUUAAAUAAACUUUCUUACAUGCCAACCAAUAAAUUACAGGUUAUCCCAUUAAGUUGGAAAAUUUUCUACCAGAAGGAUUCAACAGACUUAGUUGAAAUAAACUCUGUAACAUUCAUCAGCAUUUUUCUUUUUUUAGAUUAAAAAUGUGCUAAACAUCCUGAGCUGAAUAGUAAGAUAACUGUGACCAAAUUUUCAAUUUAAACUGACACAAAAUAUUACAAAUGAGUCCUCUGAAGUAAACACCAAGAGAUUUAGAUAGAGAAGAUAUAGUUCAGUGUGAAACUUGUUGGAACAUUUGUAUUUUUAUUGAAAUUUCUUUUGUGUUUGUAAAUGUGUUCAUAAUUCAUCAAUAUUUUGAAAAAUUGCUAUAUUUAACAUGAUUUAAAUACCUGAUACACUUUUCUGGUGUGAAGUUUAUGUGAAAACAGUUUUUCAAAAGAGUAGUUUGUCUGCAUGUGAAUGUGUUAAGAUGGAGGAAAUAUACUACUGUGAAUUUUGUAAUAAGUUUCUUUCUACCAGUCAAGCAUUGAAUGCUCAUAAGCUCAUUCACUCAAGGGAAAGACCUUAUCGAUGUGAGGAUUGUGGGGAAGCAUUUACUCUGAGUAAUGAAUUAUUAUCACAUAAAUGUGCUUUUCAAGUAGGAGACAAACGUAAGCACUGUGAAAUUUGUGGUAAAUCAUUUUCUAAAAAUUCUAACUUAUCAUCUCAUAAACGUGCAAUUCAUGCAACAGAAAGACCGUACCACUGUGAAAUUUGUGGAAAAUUAUUUUCUCUAAAAGGUUGUGUAUCAACUCAUAUACGUACUGUUCAUAUUGGAGAAAAGCCUUACAAGUGCAAUGUUUGUGAAAAAAUUUUUUCUAGACAAUCAUCAUUAAAAUAUCAUAGCUACCUUCACACAGGAGAAAGGCCCUACCAUUGUGAAGUUUGUGGGCACACAUUUACUAAAAUGACAAUCUUAAAAAAACAUAAACGAGUACACACAGGCGAAAAACCAUACACUUGUGAAGUUUGUGGAAAAGCAUUUUCUAGAGGAUUUAGCUUAAAAAGACAUCGAAUUCUUCACACUGGAUUAAAACCUUAUAUUUGUGAAAUCUGUGGGACCGCAUUUUCUGAUUACAGUAACUUAACCAGUCAUAAACGUGUUCAUACUGGUGAAAGGCCAUACCAGUGUGAAAUUUGUGGGAAAGCGUUCUCUAGAAACCGGGAUCUUUCAGUUCAUGAAUAUAGUCAUACUGGUGAAAAACCAUAUCAUUGUGAUAUUUGUGGGAAAACAUUCUAUGUUUAUAAUCACUUAAAAACUCAUAAAAAUAAUGUCCAUUUUGGAGAAGUGCACUAACACUGAAAUUUGGGAAAAUAUUUCAUUGGUUGUAUUUAUUUAAAAUGCAGAAGCAAAUUCACAGAUGAGAAAAUGCCUACCAUAUCAUUUUGCACCUAUGUCAGCUACCUAGGAAUUAUUUUUCUAAAAGUUCUAAAACAUCUGUAUAUAGUUUUCAUUUCAACUAGAAUUUAUAGGAAAGUAACUGUCAUGACCAAUGGAUUUUAUUCAGUUCUUCAGAUAUACUUCCUUCUUAAGUAUGUUGGAGGUAUAUAUCUCACUUACAUAUUCAAUUUGGCAUGGUUUCUAUGGCUGGAUGUCCUUCCUAACAAUAGUAUGUAUAUAAUGUAUAGCAGUACAGUAGACCCAUUAUAUCUUGACACCAGCUCUGGUAAGGCUACUUUAUAUCCUGCAAAGCUUAAUAGUCCUUACUGCUCUACCACUCUCCAGCUAUCUAUAUGGCUAUGGUGUGGCCACACUUGGAAUUUGAAUCACCAGUCUGGAACCCCUAUCUUGCUCAGAACAUUGACACCCUGGAAACUGUUCAGAGACAUGCAACCAACUGAAUACUUUCCAUCAGGCAUCUACCAUACUCUGAACGCCUUGUUUCCCUGGGCAUAGAUACAUUGAAGCUCUGAUGUCUGGCAACUGACUUGGUAGACGCCCACAAGAUUAUCCACCAUCUUUCCAACAACAACCUUGAGCACCUUUUUGAAUUCCAUGUAUCUAUCACAUGUGGGCAUGCCUCCAAAGUCAGAAAACAGCACAGCUCCUAUGACUUUUGCAAACAUUUUUUUCACACUCGGAGUUGCUGAAGCAUGGAACAAACUACCUUCAUUAGUUGUUAGUUGCUAAGACAUUGCUUCCUUUAAAACCGCCAUGCUUCCUGAAAUUCGUCAACACUGCACCUGAUAUCCUCCCUCCAUAUGUAUGCAGACAUGUAUAUCAUGAUUCAUACACUGUUCACUUUCCUGACAUUUGUACAUAAUUCUAUGUACUAUAUAUGCACCUUUGAUAAGUUGUAGUGCGCCUGAGCACUACACACAGUAAUUUCAUUAUUAUUAUUAUUAUUAUUCAAGGCAGCUUGACUAAGAGGCUGGAAAGAACAGAUAGAGCAUGAACAAGGGUGAGAGGGCAAAAGAACUGAAAGUAUGAUAGAAGAAACAGAAUAAUUUGAAUAAAAGGUGUUAAAAGAGGGAAUGGUAAGAGAGUGCUAAGAAUGAUAAUAAAAGGGGGUUAUAAUCUGGUAGCUGGGUCAUGUCUUCUUGCUGUACUGUGAGAACAGUUCAACCCAUCUUCAAACGUUCAGUCACCAAGGUGAAGACGAUGAGGAUCUGUCAGUGACCACCCACCUUAAGUUUAUUAUAAUUCUCCAAGACAAAACUGGCUGUUCAUGAGAACUCUAGUAUACUGAUGGCCUAGUUCUUAUAUAAAUUGUAGAUAUGGAAACAAUGGCUAAAAUCAAAUUGACAUCAAAGUAAACUAACAAAAAAAAAAAUUUUAGAAAGAACGAAAAUAAAAAUAGGCUUCUUGUUAUCAUUGUUGAGAAAUGAUGUAACUGACGUUUGAAAUUUUGUAUCUCAUUGUUAUUAAAGUAGUUUUAAAUGCCAACAA